UUCCUGAACCUGGUGGUUCUGCGUUUCAUGACCAUGAACGCUGAGGACGAACGUCGCGACGCCGAACAGCGUACGUUGCUGUCCCGAAACAGGCAGACCGGCAGCACUGGAACCAACCAUUGCAUGUCCGACCCGCCGUCUUCAUCCACUGCGGGCCAUGGAGGAGGGUCCGGGAAAGGGUUGUGUAACGUCUACGCCGAAGUACUGCAUUUCCAGUCCAUGUGCUCUUGUCUCUGGUACAAAAGCCAGGAGAAGAUGCGCUACUCGAUUCCCAUGAUUAUCUCUCACGAUCUGUCCAAUUCAGACACCUACAUGGAGCACAGCGAGACCUCCGACGCCCUCCACUCCAACGGCUGCGUGUGCAGUGCCUUGCAGGAGCACUCGGCCACCAGUUCAGUGUACACGGGCCUGCUCAGCCCAGCACAUUACCAAAGACUCUCCAAACGCCGCAGCUCCAUCUAGAGGGCUGGAGGA
Molecule: messenger RNA, 474 nt
Organism: Sinocyclocheilus rhinocerous
Lineage: Eukaryota; Metazoa; Chordata; Actinopteri; Cypriniformes; Cyprinidae
Product: potassium channel subfamily K member 3-like
Exons: 1
Biological process (GO): potassium ion transmembrane transport
Cellular component (GO): membrane
Molecular function (GO): open rectifier potassium channel activity
Source: RefSeq, a predicted model, not a curated record